AUGAAGCUUUCAUUCACUUUCACUGCAUUGGCAGCGGUGGCCUCAGCCUUCCCAGCCAUUGAUACUUCCAACGAGGCUGCAUUUUUGAAAGCAGCCAAGCUUGCUGCGCGAACCGUCAAGAUUCUGGAAGCCGAAGAUGCCCAAGCCGCUAAAGCCGCUCAAAAUGUGCGCCGCUCGUCGCUUCCACUUCCUCAGGAUGCACUUGGUAUCAGCCGAGCAGAAACCAACUGUGGGCCGACUAUACCAUGUCCCGCAUUUGAUGCCGAGGACCAAUAUGUGUCGAUUGAGGGCGAGCAUGCCUAUGCAGCUCCUGCGGAAGACGAAAUCCGCGGACCUUGCCCUGGUCUCAAUGCUGCUGCCAACCACGGUUAUUUGCCUCGCUCUGGAGUUGCUUCCAUUGAGGAGACUGUGCGUGGCAUGAACAAAUUGUACAACAUGGGAAUUGACCUUGCCGCCGCUCUCGCGGCGUACGCAAUCGUGAUUGACGGCGACCUGCUUGGUGGAACUUGGUCCAUCGGUGGUCCCCAGCAGUCCGACCCCCUUGUGCCUAUUCUGGGCAAUGGCCAAGGCCUCUCUUACUCUCACAACAGCUAUGAGGGAGAUAGCUCGAUUGGACGCCUUGAUGCAUUUACCAACAAUGGCGAUGCUCAUUCGCUUUCCAUUGAGAAGUUCGAGGCUGUCUAUGCCGUUGGCGGAAACGACACCUCUGAGAAUGGCUUCGAUCAGCGCUACACUAUCGACAAAUUCCGCGGUCGAUUCGAGGAGGUUCAACAGCACUCCAUUGACACAAACCCGUACUACUUCACUGGCGCAUUCUCCACGGUAGUGGUUGUACCUGCAGCGUACAACUUCGUCAUCAACUUCAUGUCCAAUCACUCCGAGGAGCAUCCCUCUGGAUAUUUGGAUGGUUACAACUUCAAACAAUUCUUCGGUGUGACCGGCUCCCCGGGCUCAUUCAAGUGGCAAAGGGGACAGGAACGUAUUCCUGAGAACUGGUACAAACGCCCCACGAUCUCUCCAUACAAUCUGGCCGAUGUGUUCGUGGAUGUCGGCAUCGGAUACCUGGCGUACCCAAACACCCUGAAGAUCGGUGGAAACACCGGAAAGGUCAACUCGUUCACUGGUGUCAAUGUCGAGGAUCUCACUGGUGGUGUGCUGAAUGCCAAGAACCUGUUUGAAGGUGACAACUUCGCGUGCUUCGCAUUCGUUCUUCUUCAACAGGGUAUCCCCCAUUUCCUCAAGGGGCCACUGGAAGAUAUCAACAACGCAACUUCAUUCCUGGCACCAUUCCUUGCUCCGCUUCUUGGCAAGCUCACCUGCCCUGAGCUUGGGAAGUUCGACCAGAGUCUGUUCAAUUCUUUCCCUGGUCACAAAUACAGCCCAACAGGACCAGCCACGAACUACUAA
This is a messenger RNA of Penicillium salamii, 1407 nucleotides long. The record is from the annotation of a GenBank genome assembly. Lineage: Eukaryota; Fungi; Ascomycota; Eurotiomycetes; Eurotiales; Aspergillaceae.